This is a messenger RNA of Anopheles bellator, 893 nucleotides long. RefSeq names its product caspase-6-like. Lineage: Eukaryota; Metazoa; Arthropoda; Insecta; Diptera; Culicidae. Gene Ontology annotation, biological process: proteolysis. Bases 54 to 893 code for a protein of 279 amino acids. The transcript is spliced from 2 exons. Gene Ontology annotation, molecular function: cysteine-type endopeptidase activity. The record is from RefSeq and is a predicted model, not a curated record.
CCGAAGCCAAAGAUUGCCAAAAGUCGCAUGGUUUGCUUGUGAACGAUAGAAAGAUGGAUCCCGACCGCACGGAUUCUCGACCGCUCUCAAAGUCAUCUGGCUCGUCGGCUGCCUCGGUGACGGAGCACCCCGUAACGACGUCGCCUGCCGAUGAGUUCGAAUACAAAAUGGACCACCAGUAUCGCGGAGUUGCCUUGGUAACGAAUCACACUACCUUCGAUCGCCAACUGGGCGUUCCGUCUCGGGAUGGCAGCGCAGAAGAUCGAGACGCGAUUUGCGGUGCCUUGCGCAGGCUUCGAUUCGAGGUUCUCGUUUUCGAUGAUCUCAGCAAGGGUGAGCUGUUCAAGGAGCUGCAGCUGGUCGCAAACCGGGACCACCGGCACAACGAUUGCCUCGUGGUGGUGGUUUUGACCCACGGCGGAAACGGCAAACUGUACGCCAGCGACGGUGCCUACGAAGCGGAGCGGUUGUGGAAAUUGUUCGUUGGCGACGCUUGUCCGACGCUCAUCGGAAAGCCGAAGUUGCUUUUCAUCCAAACCUGCCGUGGUAAUCCACGGACCGAUGCGGCAGCCACCCGGAAGCGGCGCGUUCCGGAUGCGAUCGAUUCGCGGGAAUCGACCGCCACUCACCAGUACACCAUUCCGACCAUGGCCGAUCUGUUGGUGGGAUAUUCUACGUACGACUCGCAGGACUCUUGGCUUUCGCCACUCGCCGGCUCCCACUACUUGCGCUCGCUGGCCACAAAUCUGUACAAAUACGGCCACAGCAUGGAUCUGCCGAAUCUGCUGGCCCUCGUUGCAAAGGACGUUGCCUGCGGAGACCGGGAGGGACCGAAGCAAAUACCUUACAGUGUGUCGACGCUUACUAAGGACCUCUACUUUCCUCUGCGGUGA